AUGGCGGCAGCUGCGGUGCUGCCAGCACCCACGCAGUUCAAAGCGGCUCGAGCCGUGGUGGCGGUAAUGGAAGCGUACCGCGACGCGCGCGUGCAGUUCGUCACGAAAGUCGGCGAACUCGCCGUCUCGCCUCAGGUGCGCCUUAGUCUCAAACGCGGAGGCUCUGCUGUCGCCCGGCGCGCUGCAGCUGCUGCUGCCGCUCGCGCAGGACAGCAUGGCGUGCGAUCCUCUGCGACGCUGUCGCUGGGUCGCCUGGCGAAUGUGUCGCACGCGUGGUCGCACCACCUCGUGCAGCGCAACGUGCUGCCGUCGCUCUGCAAGGCGCUCACGUCAGACGAGGCUGUAGCGCGGAUAGCCCUCUCAGUGCUGCUGAGUGACGUGGCACGCCACUCGCUGCUGCAUGCUACAGCCGUGGCCGAUGCAGGCGGCAUCACCGCCGCCGUCUCUCUGUUGGGAUCACCUGACGUCAAGACAAGGCGCCAGGUCUGCGUCUGCCUUUCUACCAUCGCCAGGCACUCUGAAUCCCUCGCCCUGCAAGUGUUGGACCAACCAGGAGCAUCUCGCCUGCUGCUCUGCCUGCACGACUCAUCCCCUUCCCUGCGGGCGUCAGCAGCAGCGGCGGUGAGGGAGGUGGCGAGGCAGGGACCGGCAGCAGCAGGCCGGCUGGUGGGCAUGGGGGGCAUUGGGCCGCUGCUGGAUGCUGUAGGCACGUGGAGGGACGAAGGGGAGGGGGAGGGCAUGACCAAAGGCUCCGCCAAGGUUUCAGUGGUGGUGGCCCUCGGCUUCCUCGCAGCUUCCUCCCCCGAUGCAGCGCUGGCAGUGGUGGCAUCGGACGGCAUAUCCCCGCUGCAGGAUCUCAUAGUGGAGGGCGACGCUGACGUCACCCUCAAAGGGGCCUGCGCGUGGGCGCUCUCCCAGAUGGCUUCCCAUGGUCCCAGCCACGCCAAGGCCGUGGCAGACAGUGGGGUGUUGAUCGACAUGGUAACAGCAGCCACCGUUCACCUCCCUGCUCCCGAACCUGUUGCCGGGCCUGCCGCUGCUGCUAUGGCGGAUGGUGCGGAGGCUCGGAAGCGCUUGGUGCAGGCAGUGAAGGAUGUGGUGGUUCGGGUGAAUGACAUCGAAGCGCUUGAUGCGCUGCUGCAGUGGACUAAGCUGCCGGACGGCAUACUGGAGUCUGUCCUGCAUCGCAUGUCUGUAGUGCUCGCUAAAGACAAUGCCUGCCGCCCAGCCUUCCUCGCGUCGAACGGCUUCACUCGUCUGCAGCGCCUGCUACAGCUGGCAGAGGCAAAAAGAGCCGCUGCUGCUGCCGACGCCGCUGCAAACGCAGCUACCGCCGCCGCUGCUGCUGACAGUGCUAAUGCAGAGAGCCCAGGAGACCGGGCGGCAAAGGUGACCCGAUUUGAUCCUGCCUCAGUGCGUUGCAUAGAGGGCGGCGUGGAUUGGGACCUAGUGGAGGACCACGUGUCAUCUAUCAACUCUCUCUUCCCCUUUGAAGUCUCCCGUUUCUACUCAGCAGACUACCAGCAGCACCUCCUACAGAAGCUCUCAGACAGCGUCAAGCCGGAGUGGGCUGCGAUAGCUACGGCCGCUGCUAGCCCCCGAGCCAUGUCGAUCAAGGCUCGGGAAGGCAGGUUCGUGAGGGGCGGGAGGAGGCCGGUUGAUGUGGAGGAGGUGGGGAGAGGCGGGUGGGAGGCUCCUGAUUUGGGACCAGUGAUGGAGGAGGAAGGGGAGGGGGAGGAGGACGGGGGAGAAGAAGAGGAGGGUGGGGAGGAGGUGGAGGGGGAGAUGGGGGAAGGAGGAACGGGCGGGGAGGGUGAGAGUGAUGGGGAGGGGGGGUGGGGGGGUGAUGGGGAUGGAGGGGUGCAGCUGAUGCAGAGUAUGCUGACCAAUGAAGAGGGGAGUGGGGCGGGUAAAGAGAAGAGGGACAAUGCAGCAGUGGAAGUAGUGACGGGCAGCACUCCACAUGAGGUGGGGGGUGGUGGUGGUGGCGUGGAGCAUACGGGGGUGGAGGAUUGUGGGUCUCGGGUGCAGAAACACCACAGUGUGUUGACCAGUGAUGAGGGGUGUGGGGCUGGUGAGGAGAGAAGAGCCGAUGCAGCAAUGAAUGUAGGGAAGGGCAGCACUCGGCAUGAGGUGGUGGAUGGUGGUGGUGAAGUGGUGGAGCGUGUGGGGAUGGAAGAUGGUGAAGGGGUGCUGAAGGAUGGUGGUAGCGGGGAGGCGAAGGACGGAAAUGGGGGAAUGCUGCUGAAGGAUGGGAAUGAGGGGAUGACAGUGGACAUUAUAUCGGCGAUUGAGUUCGAUCGUAGCGGCGAGCACCUGGCGACGGGCGACAGAGGCGGGCGAGUGGUGCUGUUUGACCGCAUUGACCUGCGCGACGCGCGGGGUCGGCGGGAGAUGGAAGCGAGCGACUACCCCCCCGCUGCGCACCAGCAGAUCGACUACCGCUACUCCACCGAGUUCCAGAGCCACGAGCCUGAGUUCGACUACCUGAAAUCGCUGGAGAUAGAGGAGAAGAUAAACAAGAUCCGGUGGGUGAACUCCUCCCAGGGCGCGCUGUACGUGCUCUCCACCAAUGACAAGACCAUCAAGCUCUGGCGCGUCACGGAGCGCCGCGUCAAGGCCGUCUCGCAGUUCAACUGCCCGCCCCGCACAGCCGCCGACUACCUCGCCUCCGCCAACGCGCCAGCCGACCCAGCAGCAGCAGAUGCGCUCCCCACGCCCCCUGUGUCAGUGCCUGGCGGGCCACAGAUCAACCCGCGGUACCUCCCGCGCCCUGGGUCGCUGUCUGCUGCGUCGGCUACGGCCAGAGCGGUGGCUGCUGGCGCUGGAGCGGUGCUGAACGCCCAUCUCGAACCACCCCCCCACCCCGUCCUCCAUCCCAUCGUGCCCUCCCUCCCAACUUGCCCUCUCCUCCCUCCCAUCCUGCUCACUCCUUCCUCCCACCGUGCCCCUACCCGCACCCUGUCUUCCCUCCCGUCGUUCUCUCCCCCUUUCCCCCACCAGGUGUCAACUAACGAGACCACGCUGGUGGCGCGGUGCCGCCGUGUCUUCUCCAACGCGCACGCCUACCACAUAAACUCCAUCUCCUGCAACAGCGACCGGGAGACGUUCAUAUCAGCGGACGACCUGAGGGUGAACCUGUGGAACCUGGAGAACAACUCGCAGAGCUUCAAUGUGGUGGACAUCAAACCCGCUAACAUGGAGGACCUCACAGAGGUGAUAACGUGUGCGGAGUUCCACCCAUCGCACUGCCACUCGCUCGCCUACUCCACGUCCAAGGGCACCAUCCGCCUCAUUGACAUGCGCCAGUCCGCCCUCUGCGACCAACACUCCAAGCUCUUCGAGGAGCAGGAACCCCCCGGCAACCGCUCUUUCUUCUCGGAAAUCAUCGCAUCCAUCAGCGAUGUCAAGUUCUCCAAUGACGGCCGCUACAUCUUUAGUCGCGACUACAUGACCGUCAAGCUGUGGGACAUUCACAUGGAAGCGCAACCGCUGGGAACGUUCAAAGUGCACGAGUUCCUGCGACCCAAGCUGUGCGACCUGUAUGAGAACGACUGCAUAUUUGACAAGUUCGAGUGCACACCCAGCGGGGACGGGUUGCGAUGCGCCUCUGGCUCCUACAGCAAUCUGUUUCGGGUGUUUGGAGUGGUGCCAGGGAGUGACGAGGCCUCGCUGCUCGAGUCCUCUAAAACACCAAACAGUCCUCCCCCACGCCCUCCGCCUUCUCCGCCUCCUUCUCCGCCCCCGAAUCCUCCCCCGCCGUCUCCCCCUCCCAGACCUCCCCCCAGCCCUCCGCCCAAACCACCGCCUCCACCGCCAUCUCCCCCUCGCCCCCCGCCUCCCCCGCGCCCUCCGCCACAACCCCCGCUUUCUCCGCCUCCUUCCCCGCCCCCGAGAACCCCCCUUUCUCCUCCUCCGCCUCCCAAACCCCCUUCUCCGUCCGUCAAUCCCCCCCUCCCGCGCCUCCCACUGCUUCCGCCGCCCACUCUCCCCCCGUCUGAUGGUCCCCCGACCCCCACUUUGAAACCGGAGGGGGAGAUUUACCGCGUGUGCGCCGUCGCAGGUAAGGCGGGAGGGGGUGUGUAG
Molecule: messenger RNA, 4086 nt
Organism: Closterium sp. Naga37s-1
Lineage: Eukaryota; Viridiplantae; Streptophyta; Zygnematophyceae; Desmidiales; Closteriaceae
Source: the annotation of a GenBank genome assembly